GACCACGGCAUCCCGGUACGAUCGUCGCAAUGAACAACCUCGCAUGGACACUCCGUGACCGUGGUCAACUAGAAGAAGCCGAGAAGAUUCAGCAACAGGUCCUAGAACUUCAAACUGAGGUUCUAGGACCACGGCAUCCUGGUACGAUCGUCGCAAUGAACAACCUCGCAUUGACACUCCGUGACCGUGGUCAACUAGAAGAAGCCGAGAAGAUGAAGCGACAGGUGCUAGAACUUCAAACUGAGGUUCUAGGACCACGGCAUCCCGAUACGAUCGUUGCAAUGAACAACCUCGCAUUGACACUCCGUGACCGUGGUCAACUAGAAGAAGCCGAGAAGAUUCAGCGACAGGUGCUAGAACUUCAAACUGAGGUUCUAGGACCACGGCAUCCCAGUACGAUCGUUGCAAUGAACAACCUCGCAUUGACACUCCGUGACCGUGGUCAACUAGAAGAAGCCGAGAAGAUGAAGCGACAGGUCCUAGAACUUCGAACUGAGGUUCUAGGACCACGGCAUCCCGACACGAUUGUCUCAAUGAACAACCUUGCAUGGACACUCGGUGACCGUGGUCAACUAGAGGAGGCUGAGAAGAUUCAACGACAGGCCCUGGAACUUCUAACAGAGAUCUUAGGAUCGCAGCAUCCUCAUACGGUCAUAGCAAUGAGGAAUUAUGACCAGAUACUGCGGGAGUGUGUCAAACUGAAAGAGGCUGAGAAGCUUGAACAAGAUGCUGUGAUUGUUCAAAGCAACUCUGGGCAUGUAAUGAUACUUGUACUGAUGGCAUUCCACAAAUGUUCACUUUUCAUAGACCAAUCCCAGGUCCCUUCCUUGUCAAAUAUGAACAUGGUCCGUUCGGGUGAACAAAGUGGCUCGAGUUUCCAUCAACACCACAAGUCAGCGGCGGAUCAAAUGCUCGGCUUCUGGUGGUUUAGGCCGAGGAGCAUGACGUACUGGCGCGGUAUUGCCAUAGACGUGUCCCCUGGCCCGUUCAUUCUCUUCUUCAAUAUCACUCAGAAGUUACCUCAGUGUAGAGUGGUAGAACGAGAAGACAUUGUGGUCGAGUCGACCCUGGCAAUACCCCCAAAGGAAACGACACAGGUGUCAGUCGUCUGGUCCUCCAUUAUGGACGACUUGAGAAAUUGGGUAUUGAGACUGAAGGAUAUGAUCUAUAUGAGUAUUGGAGCAUGCUCGUCACCUUCAUUCUCAUUCGCCAAACCUCUGGUUUUGGGCCUGCAAGGAGCGUUUGCAAGAAGGUACACACCGAACGCCACAUCAAGUCGAGUCGUGAUCCUUCAGGACUCGAAAGAACCUUUAUCAGUAGCCGCUGAAGGGAAAACGUCUUCGGGAAUGGUCGAAUUGGAUGUGCCUGGUUGUGGCACUCGGACCACCAGGGUGGUGCUAAUGGUACUACUUUGUAUCCCAAAGCUGGGGAAGGUUAGGAAACACGCUCGCGACGGAGUUUUAAAAAACACUGCUUGGUUGGACUCGGCCUUAUAA
Acaulospora colombiana is the source of this 1496-nucleotide messenger RNA. Lineage: Eukaryota; Fungi; Glomeromycota; Glomeromycetes; Diversisporales; Acaulosporaceae. The record is from the annotation of a GenBank genome assembly.